Molecule: messenger RNA, 451 nt
Organism: Chrysemys picta bellii (western painted turtle)
Lineage: Eukaryota; Metazoa; Chordata; Testudines; Emydidae
Source: RefSeq, a predicted model, not a curated record
AUUGCACAGAUGUGUAAGAAACAUGACACCAUUGGCCAGGACUUGGUUGCCAUGUGUAUCAAUGACAUCCUGGCUCAGGGAGCAGAGCCCCUCUUCUUCCUUGACUAUUUUGCCUGUGGGAAACUUGACGCUGAAGUGGCUCAAGCAGUCAUAGCGGGAAUAGCUGAAGCUUGUAAAAAGGCAGGAUGCGCUCUCUUGGGAAGAGAGAUUGCUGAAAUGCCAGGCAUGUAUUCGCCUGGAGAGUACGACCUCGCUGGCUUUGCAGUUGGUGCAGUGGAACGAGGCCAAAUGUUCCUGCAGCAGGAGAGAGUUGCUGAGGGGGAUGUCGUCAUUGGACUAGCUUCUUCUGGGAUUCACAGCCAUGGCUUUAACCUUGUAAGGAAGAUUCUCUUAAUGUCUUCCCUGCACUACUCGUCUCCAGUACCUGGUGGAUGUGGCGACCAGCCGUUAG